GCCCGACGCCAGCGGUUGCAGGGGUCGGAAUCACGGUGAAGGACGACUUCCUGAAACUCUUCGGCCAUAAACUGCAUUUUGAGGUUAUCUUUCCUGGGCGAGCGGCUGCGCUGCAUCUGGUGGGGGAGCAUGGCUCCUUGGAUAUCUUUUCAGUUUACUUCCACACUGGCAACUCUAGUCCCGCCGAGGACCUGGCCGAGGCGGGCUUCGAUCCAGAGGGUCGUGCUGCCUCUGAUUAUGAACUCCGGGAGGCGCUCCGCCGUCGGCUGGCUCGGCAUAUAAAGCCCCGGGACCAGGUGAUGACCAUCAUCAGCGGGGACUUCAAUUACGUGGUGCACUCUGCUGACCGGGUCUGCCCCUCGACUGCUUCCAACACGGGCGGCCGGGAUUACAGAGACUCUUGUUCUUGGCGCAAUAUGCUCGAAACCCCAUUGGGGCUCCACGAGUUGUACCAACCAGAGCACACGUAUGCGUCCCCAGACUCGCGCUCCCGCAUCGAUCGGAUAUAUAGCAACCAGUACGACGUCGAAUAUUUAGACAAGGCUGUCUGUUGCACCGCCCUCAACUGGCCCCCAUUACUUUCGCGCCAUCGCCCAGUCAGCUUUCGGAAGUGCCUCAAGAUUGCCAGCGGAGACGCGGACCGCCCCAUUGGCGACCAGGUCCUGGAUCAUCCCGACUGGCCUCGGCAGGUGGCACUCGCCUGGCAGGAUCUCCUCCGGGACCACGCCGGCGCCUCGGGCAUCGUUGCGCUGCAGCUACUCAAACGGGCCACGCGGCACGUGAUGGAAUUGCAGAACAACUUCACCAUUCAAGAGCUCAGCAGCCUGCACUCUGACCUCAAGGACCUUGAUCCGGACCAGGCCGCGCGCCGUCGCCGUAGGAACCACCAGUUGGUCUGCCCGUUAGCCCCGGGGCGCAGCUGCCAGAGUUUCGCCAUCGACACCGCGUCGGGGGAGGCCACCUCCGACCCGCAGGAAAUGCCUGCUUUUUUGCGCGCGCAUUGGGAGAAAGUCUUCAGGCAGAGGGAUAUCGAUCAGCAGUUGAUGGCCUCGUGGCUACGGGAAGACGCGCAACACCUUCCAGACGACUACCAAGAACACCUGCCUCAUGACGCGGUGCCAGAGGCGACCUUCAGGGAGGCGAUCCUGCUCACCGGGAACAGCUCGCCUGGCCGGGACGGCAUUCCGUUCAAGGCCUGGCGCCGGGUGGUGGACCUCGCCGCUGGUGCUUUCGAGGCGGCCUACAGGGAUCUCGUCGCCGCGGACGGCCUCGACCGAGCGCGCGAGGAGUGGGGGUCUUUCAACGAGAGCACCAUGGUAUUCAUACCGAAAAAGGCCACGUCCAUCCGCGCAGACGGGACGGAGGUGUUCCCUCCCGGCAACAUGAGGCCGCUGAACAUCACGAAUACGGACGACCGGGUCCUGCGCAGCGCUGUUCGCAUGCACAUCGAACCGCAGGUAGCACCCGGGGCAUCGCAGGAGCAACGCGGCUUUCUUUGCGGGCGCUCCAUGCUCGCGAACGUGCUGGACAUCGAGGAGGCCAUGAUCGAUAACGCCUUCACACAGGACUUCCCCCUCGCCGUGUUCCUGGACUUUGAAUCCGCGUUCCCCAGCAUCAACCAGACUUUCAUCCAGCAGGUGUUGGUGUCGAGGGGGUGGCCCCCCUGGUUCCGGUAUUUUGUUGCGGUGCUGUACGACAACAACUACUGCUUCCUUUCCUUGAACGGUUCUUCAGCAGAGGGCUUUGGGAUUACCACUGGAGCGCGGCAGGGGCGCCCUCUGUCACCCCUCAUAUUCUCGAUUGUCUCCGACGUCUUGAUCCGCAGGGUUCGCCGACUCGUGCCGGCCGUGGUGCUUCGCGCUUAUGCUGACGACAUUGCGCUGGUGCUUGGCCAUGGACCACAGCAACCCGGGCUCCUCGAGGUCAUUUUCGGCGAGUACGAGUUCGUGUCUUGCCUGAAGUUGCACAGGGGUAAGUCCAUCAUUGUGCCGCUCUCGCCAUUGCCUCAUGACCAGAUUCGCGCGGCGGUGGCGGGCGCGGCGAGAUCUUGGGCAGAAUUUACUUUGGCGGGUCACGCAAAAUACUUGGGGUUCAUCUUGGGCCCAACCCGGGCGCCCCUCGCAUGGGACUCCGUUUUCGCGAAGAUGCUGGAGCGGGCCCUGGUCUGGAAGCGCAUCGGUGGUGGCAUGCUCGUAUCCGCGGUGGCGUACCGCAUGUACAGAUUGCCCUUGGCAGGCUUUCUCGCCCAGCUGGAGGACCUCCCCUCGCGCUGGCAGCACGUGGAGCGGCGCCUCAUGGAGACGCUGUUCCCUGGUGCCAGGGGCUGGGCCACCCCCGGUCUGCUGCAGCAGCUGACACAGUUGGGCUCUGCGUCGGAUAUUCCAGAUCUCGCCGCCAUAGCGCUUGGCUCGAAAUGCAGAGCCCAUCGCUGGGAGAACACGUUGCAAGGCGGCCUGCAGAUUGAGCCCCGGCAGCGGCGCCUAUCCCAGGCUGUGGCAUACACGACGCACCUCGAUCGGGUGGCUGCCUGGAGCCAGUGGGUUUCCGGCAGCUUCUUCUCGAAUUUGACGCGGGCGCAGCGGCAACUGGAAAACGCAGCAGCGACUGCACGAAACGCUGGCAGCGGCGCUGCACCGAAGUACUCCGAGUUCGGGACAUUUAGGGGCUUCACAGGCACCUGCGGGCGCGGUUGGACCGCUGGCAGUUGCAAGUUCUACCUGGACACCGAGCUCGGCGACUGGAGGUCCUCGCCAUGCUUGUUCGGGUGCCAGAAUGGGCAGGACAGCAUCGCGCACUAUGCGCGCUGCCCGUGCGUGGUCCGGUUGGCUCGGACGCGCCUCCGGCUGCAGCCGGCGCCGGCCGCCGCGCGUCUCGACGACUUCUUGCUUUUGGGCGGCCAGUCGUCCGAGCGUCACCUGGCCCUGCGGGCGCUUUGCUUGUGCGCCACCUUCAUGGCCACGAAUGCCGUGCGUCGCGGGCGGGCGACUGCCGCCAGCGACGCAAGGGUGCAGGCCUUCAUCGAGGCGGCGGCUCGCGAUUCUCCGCUUGCUAACAUCGUGAACACGCUCUGGAGCAAUUGA
Molecule: messenger RNA, 3080 nt
Organism: Prorocentrum cordatum
Lineage: Eukaryota; Dinophyceae; Prorocentrales; Prorocentraceae
Source: the annotation of a GenBank genome assembly